Molecule: messenger RNA, 1695 nt
Organism: Dunckerocampus dactyliophorus (ringed pipefish)
Lineage: Eukaryota; Metazoa; Chordata; Actinopteri; Syngnathiformes; Syngnathidae
Product: gastrula zinc finger protein XlCGF8.2DB-like
Exons: 2
Coding region: 282-1406 (374 amino acids)
Biological process (GO): regulation of transcription by RNA polymerase II
Molecular function (GO): RNA polymerase II cis-regulatory region sequence-specific DNA binding; DNA-binding transcription factor activity
Source: RefSeq, a predicted model, not a curated record
AGUCAAUGAAAAUAAGCUAGCGUCUGUGAAGUCUGCGUUCUGGACUUCUUUAUCGCGUUGACUCUUAAGCGUGUACACAUUUCUGCCAUAUAACAGAAAUUAUGUUACGGAAUAAUAUUUAACACAUAAAUUAUUCGUGUCAGGAUAGACUGGUCUCGAUACACUUUGAGUGUCCUCGAACUAGCUUAGCUUGCUAGGUGCUAACAAAGAAACGCGAAAGUAAUCAACACAUCGCUAAGAAGAGAUCAAGUGUGACUGUGAGUUGUUGUGAUUGUGUGAAAAUGUGCGAAAGAACGAUAGAGUACGAAGAGGAACUUUCUCCAACAAAAAUGGAGAACGAGCAAGAGCAACUUUUGGAUGCUGUUUUCAAGCCUCACGUUGACUUAAAUACAUCAGAUGUCAGUGAACAACUUCCCCUUGAGCAUCAGCAGUGGAGCUUCAGGGUGGAGCAGGAGGAGCCACAGUCCCCCCACAUUAAAGAGGAAGAGGAGGAGCCACUGCCCCCCUACAUUAAAGAGGAGGAGGAGGAGUACAGCAUCUGUCAGGAGGGAGAGAAUCUUGAAGAGGAUCAAGUGAUUCGUGUCAUUGUGAAGAGUGAAGACGAAGACGAUGGAGAGCAAGGUGAGGAGAUGAGAGAGAUGGAGCCUCCAAGCAGCAGCUCAACUCAUCAUAGUGGUUACCACUGUGGAGGAUCACAAGCAGACAGCCUCUUAGCUCCACUAUCAGAUAGUGACGACAUAACGUCGAACUCUGCUGACACUGAUGAUGACGUCUCCAAAUCUGCCAUGACAUUCCACACUGACAACUCACGCUGGAAAUGCUCUCAGUGUAACAAAUCUUUUUACGACAGUAGCACUCUGAAAAGACACAUGGCCUGUCACACUGACAACAUGCACUGGAAAUGCUCUGAGUGUGACAAAACUUUUAAGCAAAAGAGCAAUCUGAAAAGACACAUGAGGUAUCACACUGGAGAGAAACCGUUCAUCUGCUCAGAGUGUGACGAAAGAUUCUACGAGAAGGCGCAUUUGAUUGCGCACACCAAGAGACACAAAGGCGAGAAAGCGUUCCCCUGCUCAGUGUGUGGAAAAAGAUUCUACGAGAAAGCACGUAUGAUGGUACACAUAAGAACACACACUGGAGAGAAACCAUACUCCUGUUCAGUUUGUGGUAAGAAUUUCUCUGUAAAAAGUAGCUUGUUAAUACACACAAAAAUACACACUGGAGAAAAGCCUUUCACCUGUUCAGUCUGUGGUAAAAGGUUUAUUCGGAAUGCUGGUUUGAUAGCGCACAUGAGAAGACACACGGGUGAGAAAAUCUUCAGUUGCAGUGUGUGUGAUGAAAGAUUCUCUUAUAAGUACCAAGUCAGCAAUCACAAGUGUUCUGGUGAGAACAGCAGCAGUCAAUGAGGCUGCAGAAUAGCCGUCUUCUGUGGUCUCUCAGGACGGUUGUUUUUGCUGUGCUGAGCAGUGCUUGCUUGCUGUUUAUGAAUGUACCAAACUGUUCAUUCGGUUGUUUUUAAAUAAUUGCUUCCUUCAUUUACACUGAAAUGUCUUUUGAUUUUGUAUUAGUAGUUCCAGUCAAACAACUGACAAAUGUCAACCCAUGACCUGAAGUCAACUCCAGACUUUUAUCUGCUUCAUUUGUCUUCAAGUAACAAGAGAAUAAACCUGGAAAAUUAAUGUAUUGUCAAUAGUU